CGGCGGCGGGACAAGCGGGCGGGCGGGCGCAGCAAACCGGGGCGGGCGGGCGCAAGGAGCCGGGGCGGGCGGGCGCAGCAAGCCGGGGCGGGCGGGCGCAAGGAGCCGGGGCGGGCGGGCGCGGCGGCGGGCGCAGGAAGCGGGGCGGGCGGGCGCGGCGGCGGGGCGGGCGGGCGCAGGAAGCGGCGAGGCGGCCGAGAGCCAUCGGCGCCGGGACAAAGGCGCGGCCGCCCGGCGCCCGAGCCCCCAGCAGGGGCGCACCCCGGGGCGCAGCCCGCGCCCCCGCCUCUGUGAUGUUCCCACAAAGCAGGCAUUCGGGCUCCUCGCACCUCCCGCAGCAGCUCAAGUUCACCACCUCCGACUCCUGCGACCGCAUCAAGGACGAGUUUCAGCUCCUGCAGGCGCAGUACCACAGUCUGAAGCUGGAAUGUGACAAGCUGGCCAGUGAGAAGUCUGAGAUGCAGCGUCACUACGUGAUGUACUACGAGAUGUCUUACGGCUUAAAUAUCGAGAUGCACAAGCAGGCGGAGAUCGUGAAGAGGCUGAAUGGGAUCUGCGCCCAGGUGCUGCCCUACCUUUCCCAGGAGCACCAGCAGCAGGUGUUAGGAGCCAUUGAGAGGGCCAAGCAGGUGACAGCGCCCGAGCUGAACUCCAUCAUCCGGCAGCUCCAGGCCCACCAGCUGUCCCAGCUGCAGGCGCUGGCCCUCCCGCUCACGCCGCUGCCCGUGGGCCUGCAGCCGCCCUCCCUGCCGGCCGUGGGCGGCUCGGGGUUGCUGUCGCUGUCUGCGCUGGGCGCCCAGGCGCACCUGGCCAAGGAGGAGAAGAACGGCCACGACACCGAGGCCCACGCGGAGGACGACGGCGACAAGUCCGACUAGGCCCCGGGGGGACAUGGGGGUGCGGGGGGCGCCUGUCCGGGCUGGGGGGCCCGUCGCCUCCCCCCGGGCCCCUCGCAGUAGUAUUUAUAGCACCCGCCUGCCUGGCCGUGGGGGGCCCCGGCCCCUCCCGGCCGUCUCUGCACCCCCAGAGCGUGCGUGGACCCCCGCCCGACCCCCCACCCCCAAGUGGGCCGGGGCGCCCUGACUCUCACCCCUGGCUUAUUGGGGCCCCCACCCCGGGACACACACAGACGCCCCCAGCACUGCAUGCAGACACGCUAGCUGCCCCCUGCCCGGGCACCCCUCGUGUCUCCCCCGCUCCCUCCGCCAGCCCCAGACACCCCCACACAGAGUCCCCCCCAGACAGCGGGGAAGCUAGCUUGACUGGGACAAGGCGCUGGGCGGGCGGGGGCCCGGGGCGCCCCGCAAUUCUGUCCCCUUCCUCCCCCAUCACAGACCCCCCAAUAAAUAUGAGGGUACUUGA
Molecule: messenger RNA, 1362 nt
Organism: Erinaceus europaeus (western European hedgehog)
Lineage: Eukaryota; Metazoa; Chordata; Mammalia; Eulipotyphla; Erinaceidae
Gene: TLE5
Product: TLE family member 5, transcriptional modulator
Exons: 7
Coding region: 294-878 (194 amino acids)
Biological process (GO): regulation of DNA-templated transcription; negative regulation of canonical Wnt signaling pathway
Cellular component (GO): transcription regulator complex; nucleus
Molecular function (GO): protein binding; transcription corepressor activity
Source: RefSeq, a predicted model, not a curated record